AUGUCAGCUACAGCCACCACGUCGGCUAUAUUACCGACCGUUCAAAUUGAUGUUAACUAUAAGGAACUCAAGGACUCCAUAAAGGACUUCAUAUCUCACUUCAAGGGAAGCAGUGCCGAGAAUGAAAAUGGUAUGGUUGACGGUCCAAAGUAUAUGGCUUUGCUUCAAAAGAUAGCCAACAGAGAAAUCACCACCCUUUUCAUAGAAUUGGAUGACUUACAAGCCUAUCAAGACUACCUGACUCUUGCUGUGAACAAGAACUUGGUACAGCACAUCGUCAAGAACACGUACAGAUUUAUCGAGGUAUUCAGUCAAGUUGUUGAUGAAUUGUUACCUGAACCAACCACCGACGUAUCUUACAAAGAUGACGUGUUAGACGUGAUUAUCCAUCAGAGAAAACUUAGAAAUGCCAGACUCCAACAAGAUGCAACUGACGAGUAUACCCAAAUUAGUCAAGGGUUUAACGGUGAAGAUCAACAACAGCAGCUGGCUGCUGCUGCUGCUGCCAACGCUGCAUCUGCUGAAGGAGAAAACCUAUUCCCUGCCAAGCUUACUCGUCGUUACUUCCUUUACUUUAAGCCAUUAAGCUCUAAGAAAACGCGUUCCCUAGCUGUAAGAGAAAUCAAGGGUAACUUGGUCGGUCAGUAUAUAACAGUGAAGGGAAUAGUCACUAGAGUCAGUGACGUGAAACCCUCGGUGUUGGUAAAUGCUUACACCUGUGAUAAGUGUGGUUAUGAAAUCUUUCAAGAAGUUACUUCCAAGACUUUCUCUCCGUUGGUUGAGUGUACUUCUGCUCAAUGUAAGGCAGACAAUACUAAAGGUCAAUUAUUCAUGUCCACCAGAGCAUCCAAAUUUUCUAGUUUCCAAGAAGUCAAGAUUCAGGAAUUGGCUGAUCAAGUCCCAGUGGGACACAUUCCAAGAUCGUUAACUAUUCACGUAAAUGGUGAUUUGGUUAGGUCUUUAAAUCCUGGUGAUGUUGCUGAUAUAUCAGGAAUCUUCAUGCCAUCUCCUUACACGGGGUUCAGGGCUUUGAGAGCGGGAUUACUUACAGAAACCUACUUGGAAGCUCAAUAUGUCAAUCAGUUCAAAAAGCAAUAUGAAAGCUUGGAAAUUACUGAUGACAUUAAAGUGAAGAUUCAAGACUUAUACAGCCAAGGAAAUGUCUACAACAAGUUAGCAAAGUCCAUUGCGCCAGAAAUUUACGGUCAUCUAGAUGUCAAGAAGAUCUUAUUGUUGUUGUUGUGUGGAGGUGUUUCCAAGGAAAUUGGAGAUGGUUUGAAGAUUAGAGGAGAUAUCAACGUUUGUCUUAUGGGGGACCCAGGUGUGGCCAAAUCUCAAUUAUUGAAGGCAAUUGGUAAAAUUGCUCCAAGAUCAGUGUACACUACUGGUAGAGGUUCUUCUGGAGUAGGUUUGACUGCUGCAGUCAUGAGAGAUCCAGUCACGGAUGAAAUGGUAUUGGAAGGAGGUGCCUUGGUUUUAGCUGACAACGGUAUUUGUUGUAUUGAUGAAUUCGAUAAGAUGGACGAAUCUGAUAGAACUGCUAUCCAUGAAGUUAUGGAACAGCAAACUAUAUCCAUCAGUAAGGCUGGUAUUACUACUACUUUGAAUGCUAGAACUUCAAUUUUAGCAGCUGCUAAUCCGUUAUAUGGAAGAUACAACACUAAAUUAUCUCCUCACGAGAAUAUUAACUUACCAGCAGCCUUGUUUUCAAGAUUUGAUAUUAUGUAUUUAAUGUUGGAUCAACCAUCAAGAGAAAUGGAUGAAAAGUUAGCACAUCACGUUGCUUACGUUCAUAUGCAUAAUAAGCAACCAGAAAUGGACUUUGAACCUUUGGAUUCCUCAACUAUUAGGCAGUACAUUUCCAUUGCCAGAACGUAUAGACCUACUGUUCCAAAGGAAGUGGGUGACUAUGUUGUACAAUCUUACAUAAAUAUGAGAAAGGAAUCACAUAGAAACGAAGGUUCUGUCAAGAAAUUCAGUCACAUCACUCCUAGAACCUUGUUGGGUAUAUUAAGAAUGUCCCAAGCUUUAGCUAGAAUAAGAUUUGAUACUAUUGUAACAAUUGAAGAUGUGGACGAAGCAUUAAGGUUGAUUCAAGUUUCCAAGUCAUCAUUAAACCAACAAGAUGAAAUAAUGAGAGAAGAUGAAACUUCAAGCUCCAAAAUCUAUCAAAUUAUUAAGAAUUUUGCAAUGAAUGAUCAAACUGGCAGAUUGUCUAAGACUGUGCCAUUGAAAGAUUUGAAGCAAAGGGUAAUUGCAAAGGGUUACACUGUAGAACACUUUGACAACUGUAUUAAUGAAUAUGAAUAUUUAAAUGUCUGGCAUAAGAUUGAUAAUGGUGAAACUUUAAUGUUUAUUGGUACCGGAGGAGACUACGAUGAAAGGGAUGAAGAUGAUGAUGAUAUGGAAUAUUGA
This is a messenger RNA of Dujonia railenensis, 2415 nucleotides long. The record is from the annotation of a GenBank genome assembly. Lineage: Eukaryota; Fungi; Ascomycota; Pichiomycetes; Serinales; Debaryomycetaceae.